Messenger RNA from Peromyscus californicus insignis, 8808 nucleotides. It is a transcript of the gene Itga9, whose product is annotated as integrin subunit alpha 9. Gene Ontology annotation, cellular component: integrin complex; external side of plasma membrane. The transcript is spliced from 27 exons. Gene Ontology annotation, molecular function: integrin binding. The record is from RefSeq and is a predicted model, not a curated record. The coding region runs from base 278 to 3385 and encodes 1035 amino acids. Lineage: Eukaryota; Metazoa; Chordata; Mammalia; Rodentia; Cricetidae. Gene Ontology annotation, biological process: integrin-mediated signaling pathway; cell adhesion mediated by integrin; cell-matrix adhesion.
CCCGGGCCUCCCGGGCCGCCCACCCCGCGGGCGCGCCUCUUCGCAGUUCAGCGCCGCCCGGGCCCGGGACCCGCUGCUUCCGAGCGCGCAGACCUCGCCACGGGGAUCAAGAGGACGCUGCGCGCUGGCGGCCGCCCCUGGCCUCGCUCCGGAUCGCACUGCAGCGCAUCGCCUCGUCCCGGGCUCCGACUCGGAGCGCACAGCUCGCGCCCCGGGCAGCGGCGUGUCCCGGGAGCCCCGACUGUGGGGCAGGGCGCAGGGCGGCGGCCGGCUGGGGAUGGGCGGCCGGGCUGCGGCGUGGACGGGCGCCGGGGGGCUCCGAGCGCUGCUGCUGGCGCUGGUGGCCGCGGGGGUCCCGGCCGGCGCCUACAACCUCGACGCGCAGCGCCCGGUGCGUUUCCAGGGCCCGGCGGGCUCCUUCUUCGGCUACGCGGUGCUGGAGCACUUCCACGACAACACGCGCUGGGUCCUUGUGGGCGCACCAAAGGCAGAUUCUAAAUACAGCACUUCAGUUAAGUCCCCUGGGGCUGUGUUUAAAUGCCGCGUCCACACCAACCCCGAACGGAGAUGCACCGAACUGGACAUGGCUCGAGGGAAGAACCGGGGUGCGCCCUGUGGGAAGACCUGCAGGGAAGACCGAGAUGAUGAGUGGAUGGGGGUGAGCCUGGCCCGGCAGCCCAAAGCGGAUGGCCGUGUUCUGGCCUGUGCCCAUCGUUGGAAGAACAUCUACUAUGAAACAGACCACAUCCUGCCCCACGGAUUCUGCUACCUCAUCCCGUCCAACCUCCAGGCCAAAGGCAGGGUGCUGAUCCCCUGCUAUGAAGAGUAUAAGAAGAAGUAUGGGGAGGAACAUGGCUCCUGCCAGGCCGGGAUGGCAGGCUUCUUCACUGAGGAGCUGGUGGUCAUGGGUGCCCCAGGCUCAUUUUAUUGGGCUGGGACGGUCAAGGUGCUGAAUCUCACAGACAACACAUACUAUAAACUGAACGAUGACAUGAUUAUGAGCAGGCGGUAUACCUACCUGGGCUAUGCAGUGACCGCUGGCCACUUCUCUCAUCCAUCCAUCACUGAUGUGGUAGGAGGUGCCCCACAGGAUGAAGGCAUUGGAAAGGUUUAUAUAUUUAGAGCUGACCGAAGAUCAGGGACCUUAAUGAAGAUUUUUCAGGCAUCAGGAAAAAAGAUGGGCUCUUACUUCGGCUCCUCCUUGUGCGCAGUUGACCUGAACAUGGAUGGCCUCUCUGACCUGCUCGUGGGGGCCCCCAUGUUUUCUGAGAUCAGAGAUGAAGGGCAGGUUACUGUCUACCUCAACAAAGGAAAUGGAGCCCUUGAGGAACAGUUGUCCCUGACCGGAGAUGGUGCCUACAAUGCACACUUUGGGGAGAGCAUUGCCAGCCUGAGUGAUCUUGAUGAUGACGGGUUCCCAGAUGUCGCUGUCGGUGCACCUAAGGAGGAUGACUUUGCUGGAGCAGUCUACAUCUAUCAUGGUGAUGCCGAUGGGAUUGUCCCCCAGUACUCAAUGAAACUGUCUGGGAGGAAGAUAAACCCGAUCCUGCGGAUGUUUGGGCAGUCCAUAUCAGGGGGCAUUGAUAUGGAUGGAAAUGGCUAUCCUGAUGUCACCAUUGGAGCCUUCCUGUCUGACAGCGUGGUCCUCCUCAGGGCCAGACCGGUCAUCACUGUGGAUGUCUCCAUCUUCCUCCCAGUCUCCAUCAACAUCACAGCACCUCAGUGUCAUGAUGGACAGCAGCCUGUGAACUGCCUAAAUGUCACCGUGUGUUUUCGAUUCCAUGGCAAGCAUGUACCAGGAGAAAUUGAUCUGAGCUACAAUCUGACUGCUGAUGUGGCCCAGAAGGAGAAGGGCCAGCUGCCCAGAGUCUAUUUUGUGUUGCUGGGAGAGACUGCCGGCCAGGUGUCAGAGAAGCUGCAGCUGACCCACAUGGAGGAGACAUGUCAUCACUACAUGGCCCACGUCAAGCGGAGGGUCCAGGAUGUCAUCAGCCCCAUCGUGUUUGAAGCUGCCUACAGCCUGGGUGUGCAUGUGUCUGGUGAUGAGGCGCGGGAGCUGCCAGACCUGACACCAGUGCUGCGCUGGAAGAAGGGACAGAAGAUCGCCCAGAAGAAUCAGACAGUUUUUGAGCGGAAUUGCCGAUCUGAGGACUGCGCUGCCGACCUGCAGCUUCGGGGGAAACUCCUGCUUUCCAGUGUUGAUGAGAAAACCCCAUACCUAGCUUUGGGGGCUGUGAAGAAUAUCUCUCUGAACAUCUCCAUCUCCAACCUUGGGGACGAUGCCUAUGAUGCCAACGUAUCCUUCAAUAUUUCUCGGGAACUCUUCUUCAUCAACAUGUGGCAGAAGGAGGAGAUGGGCAUUUCCUGUGAGCUGCUGGAAUCAGACUUCCUCAAGUGCAGCGUGGGAUUUCCUUUCAUGAGGUCAAAGUCGAAGUAUGAGUUCAGUGUCAUCUUUGAUACAAGCCACCUGUCUGGGGAAGAGGCAAUUCUCAGCUUCAUCGUAACUGCUCAGAGUGGAAACAUGGAGCGCUCCGAAGCCCUGCAUGACAACACGCUCACACUGGAGGUGCCGCUGAUGCACGAAGUGGACACGUCCAUCACUGGAAUUGUGUCCCCAACCUCCUUCGUGUAUGGCGAGUCUGUGGAUGCAUCCAACUUCAUUCAGCUGGAUGACCAGGCGUGCCAUUUCCAACCCCUCAACAUCACUCUCCAGGUCUACAACACGGGCCCGAGCACCCUCCCUGGGGCAUCUGUCAGCAUCUCCUUCCCCAGUCGGCUGUCACCUGGUGGUGCAGAGAUGUUUCAGGUCCAGGAGAUGGUGGUGAGCCAAGAAAAGGGCAACUGCUCUUUCCAGAGGAACCCAACCCCCUGCAUCAUCCCUCAAGAACAAGAAAACAUCUUCCACACCAUAUUUGCUUUUUUCACCAAAUCUGGAAGGAAAGUGUUGGACUGUGAAAAGCUAGGGAGUUUCUGUCUAACAGUGCGCUGCAACCUUAGCGCCCUCCCUAAAGAAGAGAGCCGUACCAUAGACCUGUACAUGCUGCUGAACACAGAAAUACUGAAGAAGGACAGCGCUUCUGUCAUCCAGUUCAUGGCUCGAGCCAAGGUGAAGGUGGAUCCUGCCCUGAGAGUGGUGGAGAUAGCUAAUGGGAAUGCAGAAGAGACUCAGGGGGCAGAGAGCCGUGGAGCAGCACCGUGGUGUGGGGCUCAGAGAGUCGUGAAGCAGCACCGUGGUGUGGGGGCAGAGAGCCGUGGAGCAGCACGGUGGUGUGGGCCUCAGAGAACCGUGGCACAGCCCCGUGGUGUGGGGGCAGAGAGCCAUGGAGCAGCACCGUGGUAUGGGGCUCAGAGAGUCGUGAAGCAGCACCGUGGUGUGGGGCUCUAAGUCAUUGACUCUCCUGUUUGGAACGCUGUGGUGGUCUUCUCCCUGUCAAGUAUUGGCAAGAAGCUGUUGUUGGUUUUUUCAUGCUCCCAACAGGGAGGGGAAGGAACACAUCAUGAGAAUCCCAAGAGAGCCCUUCUUGAAGGCCCCUCCCACCACCGCCUUUUUGGUCCAUAAACUAAGAUUCCAUUCUGCAGUGUGUUCUUAACUUUCCUAGUAGGGGAAAAAAAAUCUUCUCUGAGUAGGAAGACUUCUGGUUUUAGAAGAAGUACAUUCCCCCACACACACAUGAUUUUUCUGAGCGUCUGGCUCCUGUCAACCGCUCAUCUGAAGGGGGAUUUCCACAGAGGCUGUCCAGCAGACUUAAAUCAGGUGACAUUUCACAGCCUCUCAGAUUAGGCACCAAUUGUAGCCUUGGGCUGAUGAGAAAAUGUGUCUGUGUCUGGUGUCCAGCAUGGCAUGGGUAAGAGGAGGAACAUCAUCCGGGUUUUAACUGUAAAUAGCUACAUGAUAAUGAAUUAGGAAAAUCAAAUGCUUUUUCUUGUAUCAUCUCCCCCACCCCACCCCAACCCCCAUGCUGGGAAUCAAGCCUGGAUGUAGCUGGAAGUUUUCCUGUGUCCCUAAGCCGCUUUGUCCCAAAUAAACACACAGAGGCUUAUAUUAAUUACAAACUGUUUGGUCUAUGACUUAGGCUUAUUGCUAACUAACUCUUUUAUCUUAAAUUAACCCAUUUCUAUUAAUCUAUGUAUCGCCAAGAGCAGCUUCUUUAUUAUCCAAUGAUAGCAACACAUAUUCACAGCAUACGGAAAGACUACCCCACAGCACCUGGGGCCUUAAACAUGUCAGGCAAGUGGUCUGCCCUAAGGUCCAUCCUCGGCAUGCGUGUCUUUUAUGUUUAUGUCAUGGUGCAGCAGUGAUUUACAAGGCAUCUGCCCAUCACUAGACAUAUGCAGUGUAUUUUUUGAGGACUUGCUCCUUAAUGAAUCCAUCAGAGAUGUUUACUCUUAAUUACUUUUCUUUUGCUGUGAUAAGACAUCACACCUGAGGCAACUUAUAAAAGAGAUUUAUUUGUGGCUGACGAUGUUAGAGGGUGAGUCCGUGAGCAUCAUAGUGAGGAACGUGGCAGCAAGCAGGAGGGCCUGGCACUGGAGCCUGGCACUGGAGCCUGGCACUGGAGCCUGGCACUGGACAGCCCCUCCUAGCUCACACCUUGAUCCACAAUCACUAGGCAGAGACAGAUAACUAGGAAUGGUGCAGACUUUUGAAACCUCAAAGCCCACCUCCAGUGACACACCUCCUCCAACAAGGCCAUGCCUUCCAAUCCUUCCCAAGUAGUUCCAACAACUGGGGACCAAGUGUUCAAACAUAUGGUGGCCAUUUUCAUUUAAACCACCACACUCACCAGAAGUAACAUCUAAGAUUAACUUCAAUGGCACUUGUCUGGUCCAUGCUGUCUCCAUCCUGAGGACCUUGAUGGGGUCUUGAUGACCACAAGGUCAAAGGGCUGGUUGUGAGGAGCCAAUAACAUGAGCUAGAAUUUGACCGUAUCUGAGAGCUCUUGAAAUUGCCAGGAGAACCAGACUGUGAGGGUAUGAAAGAAAUCAGGAAGCCUGAUGAGCCAGGGCCAUGCUGAGUUCAGCCCUGGGCUGAAGAACUCAAUGCCCUGGGCUCUGGAGUCAGGCAGGAGCCUCUCACCAGCUAACGCUGGAACUCUGUACCUGGGGACCAGGCCACUGGUGUUAUCAGCUGUUCUGGCAGGGAGACAGGGCCCAUCAUUCCCUGUGACUCACUGCAUGGGGAGGAGAGCCAACACUGGGCCAUAGAUAGUGACAGUUGUCCCCUUCAAUGUGCUCCAGGAGUCGUGAAGGGCAGUGACCAGUCAGCCAAGCUUGCAUCUGAGCAAGAGUCAGACACUUGGACCCCUUGUUGAGGGGAGCUUCCAGGGCAAGCAGCCAUCUUAAUGAGAGAGCAUGGGAGCCUUGUCCAAGGAUGACUGGCAGGCUCUGUGUGCGUUGCUCUCUUUUGAGAACUGUGAGUUGGGCGUGGUGACCCACCUGAAGUCCCAGCACUUGGGAGGCAGAAGCAAGAGGAUCUUGAACUUGAGGCCAGCCUUGGCUACCUAGCAAGAUCCUGUCUGAAAACAGAACAAAAGAAUGUGCUAGAAUGAGCAAGCUUCUGGGCCAAUGUGACAGGAAAUACAUUUGGGGCCUUUUGUCUUCUACCAUGGAGCCAUGUGUUCCUCCUGCAUGUGGGGAUAUGGAUCAUUAAUUCAGAGAAGUCCCUAGAAAAUCCACAGUACCCUUCUGUGUGAAUAAAGGAGUCUGCAACUCAAAGAGAAAAUAAUUGAUUAAAGAUCUCACACUGGCUGAGCCAAGAGUAGUGUCUGGACCGCUGGACUCGCAGCCUGGAGGUCCCUUUCCCUCUGCCUUGUACGCACUCAGUCAUGUGCUGAUGAGGUGCCCAACCACUCUGGGUGAAUGAGCUGAGAUCAAGGCAAAGAUGCUCGUUACGAAAAGGAAAUAAUUGGCUUGUUUUAAGUUAUUUGUUUAAACUGCAGAGUCCAGCCAGCUCCUUCCCCCUAGACACUGAUCUCCUCUUCCCAACUGGGGUUUUCCUUCCUCAGGCUAGGUCAGAUCCUGGAAGGAAGCUUCCUUCCUGCAUCCUAUGUGCAUGCCUGAAUAAGCCUGCCCUGCCAAAUCAGUCAGGACAGCACAUUCCCAGUGCAUGUGCUCUGAAGCCAUCCUUUCAGAAGGUCAGGCCUGGGCUUCCGCUUUUUCCUUCAUGCCUCCUCUUAAGAAUCAGAAAUUCCCAAGUUGACAUCCUAACUCAGUAACUUGGAGAUCAGAGAAGCACCAAGCCUCAGUUUUCUUGUCUAUAACAUGGGAAAGAUGCUUUCUGUUUCCCUGGAGUUGUUGGAAGGCUUCAACAACACCAGUGAGAAGUCCCUAGAAGGGUCUGGAGAGACAGCUCAGAAGUUAAGAACACUUACUGCUUUUGCAGAGGAUCUGAGUUCAAUUCCCAGCCCCCACAUUAGGUGGCUUACAACCUCCUACGACUCCAGCUCUAGGGGAUAUGAUGCUCUUCUGGCCUCCUCAGUCACCUGCAUGCAUGGUGCACAUACAGACAAGCAGACACACCUGCAUACACAUAAUUUUUAUUAAUUUAAAGAAGCUUCUAGAAGAAUGACUGGCAUGCAGUGACUUCAGCACCCUGUCCCUUCCCACUGUUCCCCAGCACUGACCCAACCAAAGAUGCAAACCAGAGUACCUCGGCCGAGGGGCCAUCCACACACAGCAAAAUAAGUUCACUCCAGAGGGUGCCACUUGCCAUUCCUUGGCUGCAUUGCUAUUCAAUUAUAGUUUUGCUGUAGCAAAUUAGUGGUGAUUAUAGUUAAAAAUGCCCUCUAUACAGAGAGCGGUUUUUUUUCCUACCUUGAACCUCAAGUUAUGUUGUGAUUUAUUGCCACCCCCCACCCCCGUACCAUCAGAUGGUGGGUGGUCCUUCCUCUUUACCCACCAUCCCCGUGAGAGAAUUAAGCUCUGCCCAUCAGAAACUGAGAAAACUCCAAGUGCAGUUCUCCAAAUGCACAAGUGAUGUCUUCCAGUGGCUGCCGUUUAGUCAGCUGGGGGCUGUAUCUGAGGGUUCGCUUAGGGUUAGGCGCUGUGCUGGGCUCUGGGGGCGGAAUGAGGGAGGAGGUGGACAUAGCCAUACCACCCACCCUGGGGCCGACUACUACAUACAGGGCAGCAAGGGUGUCACCCAACAGGGAAACUGACAAGGGCUUGUUUCCACUGAGUCAUUCGGAGCAGAACAGAAUCGGGGGGAGGCCUGGAAGCUGGCGGGGAGUGAGCUUGCCAAGCAUGAGGAAGCAUCCUGGCUCAUGAGGGGAAAGCUGUGUGCGGACCAGAUGUGUGGCAUGUUUAAACCACAAAAGGCAGGAGACAAGACUGAGGACAGAGGCCAGCUCCACAGCACACACAGCCAGUGAGAGCAGAGGGAAGCCCUGGAAGUUCCUGUGUGCAGCAGCGGGCAAUGACACGGAAUGGUGGAUAUUCAAGUUGUUUAAAGAUGUAUUUAUUUUUAUUUUAUGUGUGUGGUGGUUUGAAAGGAAAUGCCCCCCAUAGGAAAUGACACUAUUAGGAGGUGUGGCCUUGUUGGUGGAAGUGUGUCACUGUCGGGGCGGGCUUUGAUAUCUCCUGUGCUCAAGCUCUGCCCAGUUCACUUCCUGUUGCCUUUGGAUCAAGAUGUAGAACUCUCAGCUCCUUCUCCAGCACUGUGUCUGUCUGCAUGCUGUCAUGAAAAUAAUGGACUAAAUCUCUGAAAUUGUAAGCCAGCCUCUGAAUUAAAAAGUUUUCCUUUAUAAGAUUUGCCAUGGUCACGGUGUCUCUUCAUAGCAAUAGAAGCCCUAAGACAAUGUGUAUACAUGUUUUGCCUAUAAAUAUUUAUGUGCACUACUUGCUUUUAUUUUUGUGUACCACAUGCCUGGUACCCAUGGAGUAGCCAGAAGAGAGUGCUGGAUCCUCUGGAACUGAAGUUGUGUGUAAGUUGCCAUGUGGGAGCUGGGAACUGAACCUGGGUCCUCAGGAAGAAUGACAGGUGCUCUUAAUCUACUGAGCAAUCUCUUUGUGCCACUUUAAACUUUAUUGCAUUUAUUUAUCUAUUGUGUGUGCAUGUAUAUGUAUAGGCACACAUAUGCCAUAGUGUACCUGUAGAGGUCAGAGGACAACAUGUAGGAGUUGGCUCUCUCCUUCCACCAUGUGAGUUCCAGGGACACAGUUCAGGUCAUCAGGUUUGGCUGCAAGCUCACCAGCCCUGAUGUACAAGAGUGGGAAUGAGGAGUUGGUUAGAAGGUCAACAUUCUCACCUGGUACUGGUAACUCUGGUAGAGGAGACUGAAGUGAACAGUGCCUUUUAAGGACAGGCAGUGUGUGGCAUGUCGCUCCUGAGCAACUGAGAUGAGUCAAAUGCUACCUUGUUGCAAAGCCCUUUGCAUAUUGCAUCCACAUGGGGGCGGGGCGGUGUAGUUAGUAGCAGCCACCAUCAUGUAAGAGAUGGCCAAGCAAGAGUAAGCCAGACAAACGGAGCCCCACCCCCACUCUGAAUCAGUGGCCUCCAGCCACCAUCACAAUUAUCAGCAUUGCCCUUUAAAGGACAGACUCCAUUUCCACAUAGAAAUGGACUGUGGUUGAAUCAGGAACGGGAUAUCUGGGACUCCCCCAGAGUCCUUGGUCCCCGAGGAAACCACAGCCAUGGAGGAUAAUUUUUUGUGUGGGGGGUUUUUUUUGUUGUUUUUUUUGUUUGUUUGUUUUUUGAGACAGGGUUUUUCUGUGUAGUUUUGGUGCCUGUCCUGGAGCUUGCUCUGCAGACCAGGUUGGCCUCGAACUCACAGAGAUCCGCCUGGCUCUGCCUCCCCGAGUACUGGGAUU